UCGAUACUUCCCAACACUAGUAAAUACUGCUCGUAAGUUAAUGAUGACUUUUAUGGGAAGUUAAAAAUUCAAAUUCAUCCUCUAUUGUUAUGGCCUCAAUGAAGUCAGCGCGUUAUAGGUGUGUACACAAAAAAGUACAACCGCCGGAAAUAAAUAUGACAAACAUUUCAAACUACAUGUCACCUGUAAAAUAAAUCAAAAUAAAAGAGUGAGCGAGUGUUUUGUGAUAAAAUAAAUCAACCCGUAUCUAUGCUUCUUACUCCGUUUUGCCUUGGUCAACUUCUUGCAUACCUGUUAUAAGCACCUUAUACAUACAUAUUUACACACAUUCGCAGGGAUUUAAUGAUUUCAGUGCGUUUUUAAUUGAGAUGUAUUUUAUGUCAGCAUUCCUACUUACAGUGCGUGAAUGUAUGUAUUUAUGUACCUAUGUGCAUAUGUCCCGCGGAUUAACCAUUUGAAACGACCUGCUACGAAAGUUUAACAUCCUCAAAGCAAAAGUGUAAAAGCGAAACCCCGGCAAGUGUUUCCUGUUGUGACACGACCUCCAACACAGUGUUAUACAGAAAACGUAAAUUUAAAAUCAUUAUAAUAGUUAUUCAUGUUUGGUGAGCCUGGAUGAGUGUACCAGAGUUUCCGAGUUAUCAAUUAGGUAAUUUACCGCAAGUGCAACCUACCACCGUUCUUGAUCAUACACCCAUUCCGUGGUGACCUGUGCCCAACGUAGCUGCAGGAAUAUCGUAGUGGGUUUAUUGCCUUGACGGAAACUAGUGCCGUUAUUAAGCAUCCUUGACAGCAAACCUUGAAAUAUUCCAAAAGACGCACAUGGGCGUCUGCACCGAAGAGCGCCCUGUGAUGCAUUGGCAGCAGAGCGCAAGAUUUCUUGGGCCAGGUGCAAGGGAAAAAAGUCCAACUCCACCUGUAGCACAUCAAGGGAGCACUCAUUGCGGCAGUGCUGCAGGUGUAAAUAACAAUAGGUUACUUUAUCGGUCAUGCUCUUCCUGUCCAGACCUUUGCGAUUACAGUACAAAGCCUUUCGGCUCUACGUUUAGUGAGCCGUUCAAAAGCUAUGAGACCGCAGACCGUGCAGUAUUCAACGAAACUGCACUGAAAUAUGCAAUUAGUCGAGCUCGUCCUGACUGUUUGGAAGUGAAUGAGGAGACUACCUCGGGAAUAUCCUUUAAAACGGAGCCAUAUGGCCCCCCAAGUAGCCCGGAGUCCACAACUGAAACACAAAAUCUGCCUCGAAACCUUGAAGAUUGUGCGGGUUGCGGCCGAUUCAUACAGGAUCGUUUCUAUCUCUCUGCAGUUGAUAAACGGUGGCAUAUUAAUUGCUUACAAUGCUAUGCAUGUCGGCAACCGUUAGAUCGAGAAUCAUCGUGUUAUUCGCGGGAUGGAAACAUUUACUGCAAGAAUGACUAUUAUAGUUUCUUUGGAACGAGACGAUGUUCGAAGUGCCGAGCAUCAAUCAGUGCAACGGAGUUAGUAAUGCGAGCUAGAAAUUUAGUAUUUCACGUUAACUGCUUCUCCUGUACGAUUUGCAACGCACCCCUCACCAAAGGCGAUCAAUAUGGAAUUAUAGAUGCCCUCAUAUAUUGCAGAACGCACUAUAGUAUCGCUCGCGAGGGAGACGCGGCGUCCGCAAGGCUCGGAGGGUCAUUUUCGUAUUGCGCGGACUUUGGUUCGCCACAAAAUGAGUCGUCCAGUCCUCACUCAGAUCCCACUCGCAUUGUUCCUAGUGGCAUAUUUGUGCCUACUUCACAUGUAAUCUCAGGACUAACGCAGGCGCCGCGACAAAAGGGCAGACCUCGGAAAAGGAAACCUAAGGACAUUGAAGCUCUCACUGCCAAUAUGGAUUUAAAUACGGAAUAUUUAGACUUUGGACGCGGUUCGCAGAUGACUGCAUCGCGGACGAAACGGAUGCGAACGUCAUUCAAGCAUCAUCAAUUACGCACAAUGAAGUCUUACUUUAACAUAAAUCACAAUCCAGAUGCCAAGGAUUUGAAACAACUCUCCCAAAAGACUGGGUUGCCAAAGCGAGUUUUACAGGUUUGGUUUCAAAAUGCAAGAGCUAAAUGGCGACGCAUGAUGAUGAAGCAAGAUGGUACAAAUAUUCUAGAAAAAGGCGAUGGAUCUCUGGAUUUAGAUAGCAUUUCGGCGCAUAGUCCUACUUCGUUCAUGAUAGGCGGCGGCAGUGGCUCUCCUCAGCAUGCACUUGAGUAGCAGUCAUGCUCGUUACUGGUACCACACCGAGAACUUUGAGCUAAUCACGCUUAUCUUGUUGCUUUAUUAAUAUCACAGUCGUAGAUGUAGCUGUAGUCUAAAGCACCCGUUUUACGCAAACGCUCCAGUCCAAUGCAAGGGGAGAACAACCACGGCAGGGAAUCUAGCGCCUACACACGCAUUCAUGCGAAUACACACAUACUUACAAAUGUACACCCAUAAAGACCAAGUCCACAUAAGUUUACUACACGCAUAUAUGUAUUCAUACAUAUUUAUUUACGUUUACUCAUAAGUUAAUAGAGUAUACAUAGUUGCAUAGUAUGUAUGUAUGUACUAUACAUACAUAUACAUAUGAACUUCAAACGAAUUGUAUUGCACGCAAACUCUAUUUCGAACUGGGAAUCAAAUAAAAUACAUAUGUCUAUAUAUGUACGUACAUAUGUAUAUACUUACAUCCAUAAGUGCAUGCACACAUAUGUAUGUGCAUGCAUAUACUUAUGGAAAAACACUUAGCAGACCAAUUACCACCAAACUUCUAAGCCAUAACGGGAACAAUCUUAUGCGCGUGGGCUAAUAUUUUUGUAAAUGUAUUUAGAUAUAGUUAAUAUAGGUGAUAUAAUUUAAACCAGAAUAUCGAAAUCUGAACUUGUUAUUUCUAGCACAUUUGGAACUUAAAGGAUACGAUACACACUCGUUUAUAUGUAGGUACAUACAUACAUACAUAUGUACAUUAUAAAACAAUAAUACAUAACCUAAGUACCUUUACUACAUAUGCAUAGAUUUAAAAGUUCAAUUGCAGAAUAUCAGGCAAAAGCACCCAUACAUACAUACGACACCUCAAGUAGUCUGGAAAAAUUACGUACACAUAAAGUUUUUUUGCUGCGGGAUCAUGAUAAACCGUGAGGACUUGCAGUUCAACUUUCGACUAAGUACCCGCACUGAGAUUUCUGCGCCUCGUAGUACAUCUAUGUUUUUAAUUUUUUUAGUUUCCUAUAAAACUUAACUAUAUUUAAAAUAAGAUAAUUAAUACAAGUUAACAUACAUACAUAACUCAAAGAAAAUCCCGACCCAAACACCUUUCCUAUGGCCGGAAGGAUGAGCAUUUGCCAGGCUGAAAAAGUCAAAAUAAUAGCGUUUUCUUUUAUCGAAAUAAUGUUGCAUUUAUUCUUCCCUGCGUCAGCGCUGUCAAAUUUUCGUGUUCUUUUCUCAGUAUCUUCGCAUGCAUAUUGUAUGCCCUUUCUUUAAAAUGUUGCACUCUGAUACUGUUGCCAUAUAAGAACGAGACAUUUUUUUUUCGAGAAAAGAGAUCGUCAUAGGACAGAGAGCAAGUGCAACCGCACACAUCAAAAAGUUUAAAGGCACAAUUGUAAUCAAACAGAAGGUGUGCAGCGCAACUACCAAGCGUACUGUUGUUCCCCGAACGACCACUUCACCGAUCAUUGAGGAUAGGGAGGAAUUUACUAAUGAUAAUAAUAAUGGUACUCGCCGACGCGGAAAGGGUAGCUUUCAAAUAAAUGGUGUGUGUCGAUCUUCUUCUUGCGAGUCUUUUCCAAGAUAUGGCGUAUGAUAAAGCCCUCAUCUAUGGUGAAUCUACCAGGUCUAAGGUCACACUGAUAAGACCCAAUAAGUUCCUUGAUAGUGUACGCAUAUGGGGUGUUCCAUACCAAAAGGAACGGGGUUCACACUUCAUAUGUUUGAUUUGUUUCAAAUUUUUAGGGUUGAUG
Molecule: messenger RNA, 3944 nt
Organism: Rhagoletis zephyria (snowberry fruit fly)
Lineage: Eukaryota; Metazoa; Arthropoda; Insecta; Diptera; Tephritidae
Gene: ap
Product: apterous
Biological process (GO): neuron differentiation; regulation of transcription by RNA polymerase II
Cellular component (GO): nucleus
Molecular function (GO): DNA-binding transcription factor activity, RNA polymerase II-specific; RNA polymerase II transcription regulatory region sequence-specific DNA binding
Source: RefSeq, a predicted model, not a curated record